AUGUCACACUUUAUCAUUGCCUUGUCAGACUGUAUCCUUGCCACAUCACACUUUAUCCUUGUCACAGAGCUGGAAAACAAGGAGCCGCUCCCGGACGAGUAUGUCAAGGCUGAAGAAGUGGUCGGGUUGCAGGCGGACAACUUCCUGCCCUUCCUGAAGACUAAAGACGUGACUCUGGUCAUGUUCUAUCAGCCGGACUGCCCGGCCUGCGAGUUUUCUAGAAAACAUGUCAAGAAGGCAUCAAAAGUCACGAUACGAAAUAGACAUUCGUACGCUGCUGUCAACUGUGAAGCCUCGCCAACCAUUUGUUGCAGCCAGAAGAUAACCAGCACUCCAUAUUUCAAGAUGUACAGCCGAGGUCGGGAGAUUGGCUUCAAUGACAACCCCAGAAUGUUCACAUACAAGGACAUGAAACACUGGGUGGAGCAGAUCAGUGUCUACAACGGGAUGGGCAAGAAAAUGUAA
Candidula unifasciata is the source of this 465-nucleotide messenger RNA. Lineage: Eukaryota; Metazoa; Mollusca; Gastropoda; Stylommatophora; Geomitridae. The record is from the annotation of a GenBank genome assembly.